AUGAAAUUGCUCACUAGUCUUGGGUUUGCCUUUGUCGCUCUGGGGACUGUUGUAGCUGCUGAGGAGGAGGAGGAGGAGGAAGAAGAGAAGCGAGAUCCAGUUCUAAAAUUGCUUCCAGAGAAAUCCCCCAACUGCGGCAAAACAUAUUGCUGGAGUAAAUGCAGCACCGAUAGCAUGGACCCCGUUUCUGGGGACUGGCAAGACGGCCAGCCCUGGUGCUAUCUCCAAGACGAGAAUCAAAUCACGCAACAAUGCGGUGGACCAGAAUACUGUGAAACGCUCAAAUACUGCAACAACCAUUUUGGUGCCUCGCACCAUAAGUGUGGGAUUUGA
This is a messenger RNA of Penicillium alfredii, 333 nucleotides long. RefSeq lists its product as uncharacterized. The record is from RefSeq and is a predicted model, not a curated record. The coding region runs from base 1 to 333 and encodes 110 amino acids. NCBI's taxonomy places the organism in Eukaryota, Fungi, Ascomycota, Eurotiomycetes, Eurotiales, Aspergillaceae. The transcript has 2 exons.